Molecule: messenger RNA, 1953 nt
Organism: Oryza brachyantha (malo sina)
Lineage: Eukaryota; Viridiplantae; Streptophyta; Magnoliopsida; Poales; Poaceae
Product: probable glycosyltransferase 6
Exons: 1
Coding region: 189-1646 (485 amino acids)
Cellular component (GO): membrane; trans-Golgi network; endosome
Molecular function (GO): galactosyltransferase activity
Source: RefSeq, a predicted model, not a curated record
CCUCCGCUUUCGCUGCUCGCUCUGCCUCGCACCCCCGCGGCCGCGCCCGCCGACUCGGCGAGAGAUCACUACACAAAACACAAGCGAGCAGUGCGACUCCCUUGGUCUUUUCCGCUUUAAAACACCCGCGUCCGCGCGCCGCUCACGGGGGCAGAGCAAGACUUGCGGCGGGGAGGAGGAGGAGGAGGAUGGCGGCGUCGGAGACCGCGCCGUUCGGCGUCUCGGCGGCGGCGGCGGCGGCGUCAGCCAAGGGCGGCGGCGGGGGAGGGGGCGCGGGGAGGGCGCACGGCCACAUGGUGAUGGCGGCGCGGGUGCACGACGCGCUCGUCUUCGCGGCGGGCGCGGUGGGGGCCAUCCUCGUGCUACUCGCCACGGCGUCGUUCCUGUCGCCCCUGCCCGUGACCAACCUCGUCGCGUUCCGAUCCCCGGUCUCGGUCGCCUCCGCAGCGCUCGGGCUCGGCGCCGACGACGUGGGGGCGAACGGCGGGCCGGACGCGGCCGGGAGGACGUUCUACGACGACUCGAGGGUGUCGUACGCCGUGGGGGUCGGGGGCGGGAGGGGGAUCGCGCGGUGGGACGCGAGGCGGGAGGAGUGGAUGCGGCUGCGGUACCCGCGCGGGCUCAACGCGACGGCGGCCGGGAGGGAGCGGGUGGUGAUGGUGUCCGGCUCGCAGGCGCCGCCCUGCCGCGGCGACGGCGGCGACCACCUGCUGCUCCGGUUCCUCAAGAACAAGGUCGACUACUGCCGCCUCCACGGCAUCGAGCUCUUCUACAACAACGCGCUGCUCCAGCCCCGGAUGCUCGCCUACUGGGCCAAGAUCCCCGCUGUGCGCGCUGCCAUGCUCGCCCACCCGGACGCCGAGUGGGUCUGGUGGGUCGACGCCGACGCCAUCUUCACCGACAUGGACUUCUCCCUCCCGCUCGACAGGUACAAGGACCACAACCUCGUCGUCUACGGCUGGAACAAGGAGGUGUACGGCGAGCGGUCGUGGGUCGGGCUCAACGCCGGCGUCUUCCUCAUCCGAAACUGCCAGUGGUCGCUCGACUUCAUGGACGCGUGGGCGCGCAUGGGCCCGGCCUCGCCGGAGUACGCCAAGUGGGGGAACGUGCUCCACGACACGCUCCAGGGGAAGUCCGACCACGAGUCCGACGACCAGUCGGCGCUCGUCUACCUCCUCUCCGAGCACGAGGAGAAGUGGGGGAGCAAGACCAUCCUCGAGCUGGGGUACUACUUCCAGGGGUACUGGGUGGAGAUCGUCGACCGGCUCGACGGCAUCGCGGCGAGGUACGAGUCCGCCGAGCGGAGGCCCGGCGCGGCCGCCAAGGCGCUCCGGCGGCGGCACGCGGAGCGGGAGCACCUGCGGUACGCGGAGGCGAGGAACGCGGCGAUGAGGAGCGCCAUACCGGGCCCGGCCGGCGGCGGGCAGACCGGGUGGCGGCGGCCGUUCAUGACGCACUUCACCGGGUGCCAGCCGUGCGGCGGCAAGCCGAACAAGAUCUACUCGAAGAAGAGCUGCGCCGACGGGAUGAACCGCGCGCUCAACUUCGCCGACGACCAGGUGCUCCGCGCGUACGGAUUCCGCCACAAGGACCCGCUCUCCGACGAAGUGCGCCCGCUGCCGUUCGACUACCCCGCCGCCCAGUGACUCGGCUGCAGCGGCGCCGGCGCCGGCGCCGCCGGCCUUGGCCUGGACGCGCGCCUAGUUCGUUUUCUUUUUCUCUCAUUACAGUAAAAAAAUAUAUGAAAAUCAUCGAUAAUAGUAGGGACAGAUAAAUCUAUCCAAAUUUGCAUUUUCACCUCAAAUCUCUCCUGUUUUUCAUCUUUCUUGUACCGUCAUUUACUUCUUUUCUAAAGUAGAAUAUAUGUGAUCUUCAUAAUAUAGUUGGAUUUGAGAUGGAAUAGAAUCUUCAUUUUGCUUGUUAAGAUGGUGAAAGAGAUGUGACUGUUGCAUU